Messenger RNA from Pieris macdunnoughi, 672 nucleotides. The record is from the annotation of a GenBank genome assembly. Lineage: Eukaryota; Metazoa; Arthropoda; Insecta; Lepidoptera; Pieridae.
AUGAAUGCGACGGAACCGAACCUCGAUUUCAACAGAUCUACGCCUAUAUACAUGAUCGGAACUAAUUUUAUAACUCAAUGGAAACUACAAAAGCUGAAACAGCGUGCCUGUAUCACCACAUCUAGCUAUCCUGACUGCCAAGACGCAUCAAAUAUCACCAACUAUACAGAUAUUCUAUAUUUCAAUACUACAAUUGAAGAUGCGAUCACAAGCGAUCAAUUGCAACCUGUGCUUCCACCAUUCCCGCUUUGGCUGGCGGCGAUCAUUGCCACCUGCCUUGUUCUGGUGAUUCUGUUGACUGUCAGUGGUAAUGUUCUGGUUCUCCUGGCCUUCCUCGUGGACAGAACGAUACGUCAGCCUAGCAACUACUUCAUUGCUUCACUCGCUGCGACAGAUCUGUUGAUAGGUACAUUGUCUCUGCCAUUCUACACUGACUAUGUUUUGAAAGGGUACUGGCAUUUAGGACCAUUGUUAUGUGACCUUUGGCUAUCCGUAGAUUACACUGUAUGCCUUGUAUCACAAUACACGCGUUGCUAUUCUUUACAACUAUUUUUGGCUGGGAACAUUUCGUUGGAUAUCGAGACUUACAGGAAGGAGAAUGAAUAUUUAAAACUGCUUACGAUAUGCAAAAGAAAAGUGAAGCGAAACAAAGAAAAAUGCAAUCAAUGGUAG